Molecule: messenger RNA, 2101 nt
Organism: Schizophyllum commune H4-8
Lineage: Eukaryota; Fungi; Basidiomycota; Agaricomycetes; Agaricales; Schizophyllaceae
Exons: 11
Coding region: 36-1793 (585 amino acids)
Biological process (GO): iron ion transport; intracellular iron ion homeostasis; copper ion import
Cellular component (GO): plasma membrane
Molecular function (GO): ferric-chelate reductase activity
Source: RefSeq, a predicted model, not a curated record
CGCACCUCCAUCCUCUCCCGCAUCCCACCUUGAUCAUGGUCGUCUGGCUUUCUAAACCUUUAGGCGUCUGGCAUACGUAUCGCGAUCCUGGCCCUCCGGACCCUAUGUUGGCGGACUGGGAGGCGGCCAUGAUUCACCAGCGGUGGUUAGAUUGGUACCGCGCCGACUGGGACUACGGCCAGACCACGAUCGCUUUCUUCUGUGCUGCCAUCGCCGCAGCGAUCGUCCUGUACAGUGUCGUUUUCCUGCGCGACAAGGUUAGGCAACGAAGACCAGCCCCUGCAUCAGUCAAACGGGAGAAGGGAGCGCGAGUAGCGCCUGGAGUUCUGGAUAGAUUGACCGCCGCCUGCCGCUACGCAUCCUCACGACAAUUCUCCAUCGAACGCUUGGGCUACUACUCACCACCGCUCUCCGCAAUCCUCCUCGUCUGUGGGAUGGCCAUUUUCAUAUUGAGCCUGAUUCUCUCCGUCCGCCCAUACUACUGGCCAAACCCCAUGAUGGGCCACAGCAUGCCCAUCGCGACGCGCAGCGGUUGGAUCGCCAUGGGCAUCCUGCCUUUCAUGAUCGCGUUCGCAACCAAGGUCAACUUCGUCGCCAUCCUCACCGGGUCCUCGCACGAGCGGCUGCAGGUCCUCCAUCGGUGGUCGGCGCUGCUGAUGUACCUCGCUGCGCUCGUGCACACCUUCCCUUUCGUCUAUUGCGAUAUCCGGGAUGGUGUUUGGAAAGAGAGGUACAAUUCGAAGCUAUACUAUUGGAGCGGGUUUCUCGCGCUCGCUCCGCAGACAUACCUUGUGCUGCUCUCGUGGGGACCGUGCCGCAAUCGGUACUACGAGAUAUUCAAGAAGAUGCACUAUCUCGCUGCCGCCGUGUUCAUGGUCGCCCUCUUCAUCCACACCGACUGGAUCCUCACGUCGUGGGAUUACUUCUGGGGCACCGCCGCCGCCUGGGGCCUCGCCCGCCUCAUCCAAACCGCCCGCACCCUCUAUCACAGCCGCCUCGGGCUCCCCGCCACCAUCGAGGCUCUCCCCGACAACUUCCUCCGCAUCCGCAUCCGCGCGCCGCGCCCCCUCGCCAUCGCCCCCGGGCAGCACGUCUUCCUGCGCUUCCUCGAUGCGGGGCUGCAUGCAUUUACGUCGCAUCCCUUUACGGUGUGCGGUACGGGCCAUGAGGGGCGGACGGCGGAUGUGGUGCUGAGGGUGAGAGGGGGGACGACGAAGGCUCUGGCGGCGAAGGCCGCUGGGAGGCCGGUUGUGGCGACGCGGGUCAUGGUGGAUGGACCGUAUGGUGGGGUUCCGGUGGCUCUGGGCACGUAUGACCGGGUGCUGUUGUUGGCUGGCGGAAGUGGCGCAACGUUCACCGUCCCAAUCCUCGCCGACCUGGCGCAAAAGCUGAAGCGCGGGGAGGCAAGAUGUAAGCGGAUAGGCUUCGUCCUCGCGGUGCAGCACGAAGACUCCUACGCAUGGAUGGAGGAGCAACUCACCGCCGUGCGCGACCUCCUGCCGCCCGAUGCACUCAGCAUCUCGAUCCACGUCACAAGAGAAGACGUCCCCGAGGAGGAGAAGAGCACCUCGCCUGAGUCCUCCGUCGAGUCGUUAUUCAGCCGUCCCAAUCUGCCCAACAUCAUCUGCGAGGCGGCGCGCGUCACGAAUGGGACGCUUGCGGUAGCUGCUUGUGGCCCCGAUCCCUUCUUGCUGGACGUGAGGAACGCCGUCGCGGAUUGCCAGCUCACCAUCCUCGACGGCUUCGGUCAAUGCCGCGAGAUCUUCCUGCAGACCGAAAACUUCGGAUGGUGAGGGAGUGAGCGGCUUUGUCGUAAGUCUGCAUCUCGGGUCGUUGAGGAGGCCAGGUGGUGAACGCAUCAGGCGUGGUUUUGUGUGACGGAGUAUUUAUUUACGGGCUACCUUGGACAUGUAUCAAUAUUUGAGAAGAUUCAUUUACGAGCACACGACGUAGCGUCAGUCUGAGCGUACGCUUUGGACGGAAGGGUAUUCGGGCGAUGGCUUUGACACGAUCACGAAGAGCAACGUUCGACUUCAACCUGAGGCGGACUGAAUUGAACACCUCAUAUUUGUUCGACUUAUGCAUUCGUAUCCGGUGUCGC